CAGCAGACCCCGCGCCGCGCCUGCGCAGUGCUAGGGAGGCUUUUAAUUCCAUUGUGGAGAGGACUCGGCGUUAUUUUUAUUAACUGGAGGCGACGGCGGCUGCGGUGGCGGCGGCGGGACCCCCAGGCCUCCUCCGGGGUAUGAAAGUCGGCAGCGGGUUCCUGAGUAGCGGCGGCGGCGGCGGCGGCAGCGGUAGCAGCAGCAGCAGCGGCGGCGGCGGCGGCAGCGGCGGCGGCGGCGGCGGCGGCGGCGGCGGCGGCAGCGGCAGCGGCAGUAGCAGCAGCAGCAGCAGCAGCAGCAGCGGCGGCGGCGGCGGCGGCAGCAGCAGGAGGGCGGAGAUGGAACCCACCUUCCCCCCGAGUAUGGUCAUGUUCAACCACCGGCUCCCCCCGGUCACCAGCUUCACCCGGGCGGCGGUGGGGGCCGCCCCUCCCCCGCAGUGCGUGUUAUCCUCCUCCUCUUCCUCCUCCUCCUCAUCCUCCUCCUCCUCCUCUUCGACCUCCUCCUCCUCCUCUUCGGCCUCCAACUCCGCAGCCCCGGCCGCCGAACCUCCCCCGCCUCCUCCUCCUGCCCCGGACAUGACUUUCAAGAAGGAGCCCGCGGCGCCGGCCGCGGCCUACCCCCCGCAGAGGAACUCCUGGGGAUUUCUGCAAUCCCUGGUGAGCAUCAAACAAGAGAAGCCUACGGAGCCGGAGGAGCAGCAUCACCACCACCACCACCACUAUGGAGGACUGUUUGCAGGGGCGGAGGAGAGACCUCCCGGCCUAGGAGGCGGGGAGGGGGGGAGCCACGGCGUCAUCCAGGAUCUGAGCCUUCUCCACCAGCACGGCCAGCACCCACCCCCCCAGCACCACCGAGAUGUGUUACUCAGCAGUAGCAGGACAGACGACCACCACGGCAACGAGGAGCCAAAGCAGGACACUAAUGUCAAAAAGGCAAAGAGGCCAAAGCCAGAAUCUCAGGGAAUCAAAGCCAAGAGGAAGCCAAGUGCUUCUUCCAAACCUUCUCUGGUUGGAGAUGGAGAAGGUGCCAUUCUUUCCCCAAGUCAGAAACCUCACAUCUGUGAACACUGUAGCGCUGCUUUCAGGAGCUCCUACCACCUGCGCAGACAUGUUCUCAUUCAUACAGGAGAGAGACCUUUCCAGUGCAGCCAGUGUAGCAUGGGUUUCAUUCAGAAGUACCUACUGCAAAGACAUGAGAAAAUUCAUAGUAGAGAGAAGCCAUUUGGGUGUGAUCAAUGCAGCAUGAAGUUCAUUCAGAAGUACCAUAUGGAGAGACACAAGAGGACACAUAGUGGAGAAAAGCCAUACAAAUGUGAUACUUGUCAACAGUAUUUUUCAAGGACUGAUAGAUUAUUGAAGCACAGGCGCACAUGUGGUGAAGCCAUAGCUAAAGGAGCAGCUAGUGCAGAACCUGGGUCAUCAAACCAUAACAAUAUGGGUAAUCUGACUGUGUUGUCUCAGGGAAAUACAAGUUCUUCAAGGAGAAAAAAUAAGUCAAAAAGCUUAUCUAUUGAAAACAAGGAGCAUAAGACUGGUAAAGCAAAUGAAUCACAAAUUGCAAAUAAUAUCAACAUGCAGAGUUAUACAGUAGAAAUUCCUAUUGUGUCUUCCAGUGGUGGCAUAAUUGGCGCUGGUAUAGAUGAAUUGCAAAAGAGGGUGCCAAAGUUGGUCUUCAAAAAAGGAAGCAGAAAAAAUACAGACAAAAACUACCUUAAUUUUGUGUCACCAUUACCAGAUAUAGUUGGACAGAAAUCACUGUCAGGGAAACCAGGUGGUUCUCUUGGCCUAGUGUCCAAUAGUAGUGUGGAGGCCAUUAGUCUUCUCCAGAGUGCAGGUGGCAAGCAAGGCCAGCUAAGUAGCAACUAUGAUGAUGCCAUGCAGUUUUCAAAGAAAAGAAGAUACUUACAAACUGCCAGCGGUAACAGUGCCUUUUCUAUAAAUGUUGGACACAUGGCCUCCCAACAGUCUGUCAUCCAGUCUGCAGGCGUGAGCGUUAUGGACAACGAAGCGCCAUUAUCACUUAUUGAUUCCUCAUCUCUAAACACUGAGAUCAAGUCUUGUCAUGACAAGUCUGGAAUCCCUGAUGAAGUCUUACAAAGCCUCUUGGACCAGUACUCCAGUAAAUCUGAGGGGCAGAAAGAGGAUCCUUUCAAUAUAACUGAACGUGUUGAUUUACACCCCUCAGGAGAACAUUCAGACAUGGUUCAAGAGGAAAAUUUGAGCCCAGGCAACCAGACAUCUUCAAAUGACAAAGCAAACAUGUUGCAAGGAUAUUCCAAAUACAUCCAGCAAGCUUUUGAAAGAUCAGCCAAUAGCACUGGUUUUGCAUUUGGACCUGGUUUCCAGUUUGUUAGUUUGUCUUCAACUCUCCACAACCACACUUUAUUUCCAGAUAAACAAAUAUACACUACAUCUCCCCUGGAGUGUGGUUUCAGCCAAUCUGUUACCUCAGUGUUGCCAACUACAUUGCCAAAGCCUCCUUUUGGGAUGUUGCUUGGAUCUCAACCAGGUUUUUAUUUAUCUGCUUUGGAGGCCACCCAUCAGCAGCUGACUCCAUCACAGGAGCUGGAUGAUCUGAUAGAUCCGCAGAAAAACUUAGAGACUUCAUCAAGCUACCAGUCUACAUCUCAGAAAUUGACUAGCCAGAAGGAACAGAAAAACUUAGAGUCCUCCACAAGCUUUCAGAUUCCAUCUCAGGAGUUAACUAGCCAGAUAGAUCCUCAGAAAGACAUAGAGCCUAGAACAACGUAUCAAAUUGAGAACUUUGCACAAGCAUUUGGUUCUCAGUUUAAGUCGGGCAGCAGGGUGCCAAUGACCUUUAUCACUAACUCUAAUGGAGAAGUGGACCAUAGAGUAAGGACUUCAGUGUCAGAUUUCUCAGGGUAUACAAAUAUGAUGUCUGAUGUAAGUGAGCCAUGUAGUACAAGAGUAAAGACACCAACCAGCCAAAGUUACAGGUAAGGUCCCAAGUGUGACCAGGCUGGGGGUCUUACAAUGUAAUUUUGUUUUAUUUUGAGAACACUGCCAUUGGAAUGUUUCUACAUGAUCCUAUUAAGAAUAAUGUAACAUGCCCUUUCAAUGCAACUUUUCAUAUUUAGUUUAUUUUGUUAGUGUGAUUUUAGCUCUGUUUGUAUUAUGAUUUUUAAUCAAAAUCAAUAGAUUAAAAAUAGUUUGACAUUCAAAGUGACAAUGUUUAGCAAUCAAAUUUACAUGUAUAGAUUGUCAGGGAAUAGCCCAAAAGUUUUAAAUGCAAAAAAAAAAACCUACAAAAAAAUUUUGUUCCUAGGAUUAAGGUUUAUUCUAAUUGCUUUACUCUCAGGAAAGUGUAAUAACGCAUGGGAAUUCUAUACAUUAUCACUGUAUUGGAAUAUCCAACUUGCAGAUAGAAGAAUGAUAUACAUUUCAACAUUUAAGUAAGGGAUCUAAAACAUUUCAAAUUGCUAUCUCUAUCUGGGCUGAUCCAAAAUUCUGAGAUGUUGGCUACCUAUAUUUUGUUGCAGCUUUUCAAAUGUACUCUGAUCUUCCAAACCACAUUCAUUCCAGACUGGUAGAACAAAUAUUCUUGGAUCUUUGAUCAAAGCCUGGAAUGAUAGCUUUAAUAUAAAGAAGAAUGAAAAGCGCCCUCCCCUCAUCCCAACUAUAACAAGGCUGUAAUUCCAUUAAGAGAUUCUAGUGACAUCAACAAAAAUUGAAACCCUAGUGGUUGGUUCAUAUCACAAGAACCCUAAGAUGGUAUUAUGUAAUUUAUACAAAUUUUGGGGAUGCAUUUAUUAUACAUGGUUUAAAACAUUUUCUCUUCCACUUGUCUUCUAGUAUAUCAUACAUCCUUCUGUGUUUUGUCCUUGUUCUUAACCCAGUUCUUCAAGGUUCUUGGGCCUUCCCUCCUUGCUCCCCUCUCCCUAUCUUGACAGUUUGAAUUUUUAAAUGAUUUACAUUCCGAAACAUAAUUCAUUAUGUACUUUUAUAUGUCUUAUGGCAUCAAAUAGUCAACAGUAGUGUAAACACCCUUCCCCUUAUUUUGUAAAUCCAAUACAAGUUUCCAUGUAUAAUAAUAUCCUAACCCCACUUACUCACAGCUCUGUGUAAUAAGGUUGUAAUUCUGUCUGGUGGCUUAACCAAUGAGCAUUGAGUUUCUCAGUAUUUCUUAAUGACAUCAGAACCUCUGUGAAAUUGCAGCCUUUCCUGUACCUUCUGGAGUACAUGAGUCAGUAUUGUACACGGAUCUUGUGAAGUUAAUGGAAACUUGCUAGGAAUGCUAAUGGCCAUUCGAAGCUACUGAUAGGCGGUGGCGCUGCUCUAAACCACUUUUUAGCAAAUGUAUUUUUUUUCUGAUUACAUUUUUUAUUGUACUUUGAUGUUUAUGCUCAUGAGUUUUUUUUAUGUACUUUUGGUGAUGUUUCAGUCCUGUGUACUCUUCUGACGUCAGAAAAGUACCACUGGUUGUUUGCAGUCUUAUUGUGUAAUCAGCCUAUUACAGGCUUCCAUGUAUAAUAAAGUAAUUAACAUUG
Molecule: messenger RNA, 4510 nt
Organism: Dromiciops gliroides (monito del monte)
Lineage: Eukaryota; Metazoa; Chordata; Mammalia; Microbiotheria; Microbiotheriidae
Gene: ZNF281
Product: zinc finger protein 281
Exons: 2
Coding region: 141-2963 (940 amino acids)
Biological process (GO): regulation of transcription by RNA polymerase II
Cellular component (GO): nucleus
Molecular function (GO): RNA polymerase II cis-regulatory region sequence-specific DNA binding; DNA-binding transcription factor activity, RNA polymerase II-specific
Source: RefSeq, a predicted model, not a curated record